Messenger RNA from Knipowitschia caucasica, 615 nucleotides. Lineage: Eukaryota; Metazoa; Chordata; Actinopteri; Gobiiformes; Gobiidae. The record is from the annotation of a GenBank genome assembly.
AUGUAUGACGCGGUGUACAUGGUGGCCUCUGCGUCUCAGCGUGCCUCGCAGAUCACCGUCAGUUCUCUGCAGUGUCACCGGCACAAGCCCUGGCGCUUCGGGGGACGCUUCAUGAACAUGCUCAAAGAUGCACAGUGGGAUGGCUUGACUGGACAGAUCGUCAUAAACAAAACAGAUGGACUGCGGAAGGAGUUUGACCUGGACGUGAUCAGCCUGAAGGAGGACGGCCUGGGGAAGCCGAACCCAGGCACCAAUCGUCUCAACAAAGUGUGGAAGAAGAUUGGAGUUUGGAAUUCCAACUCUGGCCUUAACUUAACAGAGACCAACAAGGACACUUCUACCAACGUGACGGACUCUAUGGCCAACCGAACGCUCAUCGUGACCACUAUUCUGGAAAACCCUUACGUGAUGUAUAAGAAGUCGGACAAGCCUCUGUAUGGAAAUGACCGCUUCGAGGGCUACUGCUUGGACCUGCUCAAAGAACUGUCCAACAUCCUGGGCUUCUCCUACGAGGUCAAACUGGUGUCAGACGGGAAGUACGGAGCUCAGAACGACAAGGGCGAGUGGAAUGGCAUGGUGCGCGAGCUCAUCGACCAUGUGAGUUUGCACACCUAA